Messenger RNA from Plectropomus leopardus (leopard coralgrouper), 2926 nucleotides. Its product is annotated as phosphatidate phosphatase LPIN2-like. NCBI's taxonomy places the organism in Eukaryota, Metazoa, Chordata, Actinopteri, Perciformes, Serranidae. Gene Ontology annotation, biological process: positive regulation of transcription by RNA polymerase II; cellular response to insulin stimulus; fatty acid catabolic process. The record is from RefSeq and is a predicted model, not a curated record. Gene Ontology annotation, cellular component: nucleus; cytosol; endoplasmic reticulum membrane. Gene Ontology annotation, molecular function: transcription coactivator activity; phosphatidate phosphatase activity.
CAGCAGCAGCAGCAGCAGAGACGCAAACACGAGCCGGCGGAGGAAGAGCCCACUGAAGGUGUGACAGCCCGCGGGUGAGCCUCUACUCCAGCAGGCGGACACCAUGAACUACGUGGGGCAGCUGGCGGGCCAGGUGCUGGUGACAGUGAAGGAGCUGUAUAAGGGGAUCAAUCAGGCCACUCUGUCGGGCUGCAUUGACGUGAUCGUGGUCCGACAGCCUGAUGGGACGUUCCAGUGCUCCCCUUUUCAUGUCCGCUUCGGAAAACUGGGGGUGCUGCGCUCCAGAGAGAAAGUAAUUGACAUAGAAAUCAACGGGGAGCCGGUAGAGCUGCACAUGAAGCUGGGAGACAACGGAGAGGCCUUUUUUGUGCAGGAGACAGAGCAGCACAAUGAGAUUGUUCCAGCUCACCUGGUGACGUCGCCCAUCCCCACAGAGGAAGCUCUGCUCCGCAGCAGAGAGCCCAGAUGUGGCGGAUUGGCGGCAGAGAUCAGUCAGCCUCUGAGUCCACAAGACUCGGCCUCUGGAGAACUCCCACCCUGUUUAAACACAACUGGGAAGAAGAAGAGGAGACGCAGGAGGAAGCACAAGGCGGAGCCACGUAAGGAGGAGCAAAGCACACCUGCAGGCGGGGAGCUGGAGCUGUGUGAGCUCAGUUCAGAUGAAGAGCACAGCACACACAAUGGACGGGCAUCCGCACUCUCCACGAUGAAGGACAACAUGGACCACAGACAACAUUCCCCCCUCACCACGCUCGAAUGGGACAGCUACCCUUUCUCUGACGGAGACUGGUCCCCUUGCAAUACCAGGGAGAUGUCGGAGCCCAUGUCGCCCAAGAGUGACUCUGAGCUGAUGGUGAAGCCGGCAGAGAGCAUGCUCAGGGCUGAGUCGCACAUGCAGUGGACCUGGGGAGAGUUUCCAGAAUCCACAAGGGUCAACAAAAAGGACAAACCGGAGCCAAAGAUGUUGACCAUCACCCCCUCUGAGAGCACACAUUUCAGGGUUAUCUUAAGCACAGAAGCCAUGGAGGACAGAGAAGAAGACAGAACCACAGAUCGUGUUUGCAGUAUUGUUAAGCCUGAGCCUCGGACCAUCAAAUUUGAUAAGCACAGCUGCAAACCACAGCCUCCCGAGGCUUCGUCAUGCAAUACAAACAUUACCAAGCACAAGCAGGACAUUUCAGAUAAAAUGUCCAGCAGUUUUACCUCAGAGGCAUGUCCCACAGACUCUGACCUCAGCCUAAAAACCACACGCAAGACCAGGUGGACAUCUACGCCACCCAGCCGCAGGGACAGCGGCUCUGCUGCCAGUGGAGACAGUAACGUGGCCGGAGACUCAGCAGCUGCUCGUCCUGAUUCAAGCGCCUCUUCUAAAGCCACUGACUCCCCUGCGAAGAGACGAGGUGUGAGGAAGAGGAGCCAGCAUCAGGGGCCUGAUGAUAUUUACCUGGAUGACCUGAAUGCACUUGAACCUGAUGUUGUUGCGCGGUACUUCCCAAAAAGUGAGUCUGAGCAGGUUCCUAAACACUGGGUGGAGAUGGGGAGGCGCUCUGGAUCCCAGUCUCCCCAGUCUGUAGGCAGCGCAGCAGCAGACAGCGGCACUGAGUGUCUGUCAGACUCUGCUGGUGACCUGCCGGACGUCACCCUGUCGCUGUGUGGAGGUGUUGGUGAAAACUCAGAGAUCCCGAAAGAAAAGUUCAUGGAGCACAUCAUCACUUACAACGAAUUUGCAGAGAAUCCAGCGAUCAUCGACAAUCCUAAUUUGGUGGUUAGAAUUGCAAACAGGUAUUACAACUGGACACUGGCAGCACCGUUGAUUCUUAGUAUGCAGGCUUUUCAGAAGAACUUACCAAAGGCCACAGAGGAGGCCUGGGUGAAGGAGAAAAUGCCUAAAAAGUCUGGCCGCUGGUGGUUCUGGAGGAAGAGCAGCGUGAAGCAGCUAUCAUCAGAGACCAAGUUAGAGAGACAGGAGUCUCUGAACAGAGAGAGCCCGGCCCUUCGCCCGGCCCCAGAAACACAGCAGAAAGCAGCAGAGUGGUCGAGUGACGAUGAAACUAAAGAGCUGAACGCUGUGGCAGCUGCUCUGAAACCUACUGAGCAUGUGCAGACAGAAGGCCCUGCACCGGCACCUUGUCCCUCAUACAAGAAGUCCCUCCGCCUGUCGUCUGAGCAGAUAGCCAGCCUGAAGCUAAGAGAGGGCCCUAAUGACGUCACCUUCAGCAUAACCACUCAGUAUCAGGGGACAUGUCGCUGCGAGGGCACCAUCUACCUGUGGAACUGGGACGACAAAGUCAUAAUCUCCGACAUCGAUGGCACCAUCACCAAAUCAGACGUGUUCGGUCAGAUUCUGCCUCAGCUCGGGAAAGACUGGACUCAUCAGGGCAUCGCUAAGCUUUACCACUCAGUGCACGAGAACGGUUACAAGUUCCUGUACUGUUCGGCCCGAGCGAUCGGCAUGGCUGACAUGACCCGAGGUUAUCUGCACUGGGUGAACGACAGAGGGACUCUCCUGCCUCAAGGACCCCUGAUGCUGUCCCCCAGCAGCCUCUUCUCCGCCUUCCACAGAGAGAUCAUCGAAAAAAAGCCUGAGAAGUUCAAGAUCGAAUGCCUCACAGACAUCAAGAACUUGUUUUUCCCAAACACAAAUCCCUUCUACGCUGCUUUUGGAAACAGAGAAAAUGACGUGUUCGCCUAUAAACAAGUAGGCGUGCCCGUGUGUCGGAUAUUCACAGUCAAUCCCAAAGGGGAGUUAAUCCUCGAGCAGGCCAAAGGCAAUAAAACAUCAUACAGCCGCCUCAGCGAACUGGUGGAGCACGUUUUUCCUUUACGGAGCUCACAACACAACGCCACCUUCAGCUGCCCGGAGUUCAGCUCCUUCUGUUACUGGAGGCAGCCGAUCGCUGAGGUGUGUUUUGAGGAGCUGCUUUAA